AGGUGCCUCCCGGAUCCCAGCGCUCCCCCCCCCCCGGCGAUGGCGUCUCCCCGGAUCCUCAGCACCGUCCUGGCCCUGCUCAGCCUCCUGCUGCUCCUGGCCGCCCUGGGCGCCGACCACUGGCUGGUGGCCAACAGCCGCCUCGUCACGUCCUAUUCGGGGCUGUGGAAAGUCUGCGUCAAUUCGGGGUGUUGGAUGUUUGCUUCAGUGCCAGGUUACAUUGAGGCCACCAGGGCUUUCCUGUUCCUGGCCAUGAUCGCCGGGUUUCUCUCCUUCUUCGCUCUCAUCGCUUCGUUCUUCCGCUCCCACCUCGGCCCCGUGUCCCUGAGCCUGGUCUCUGCCGUGGGCAGCUUCAGCGCAGGGCUCUGUGCCAUGAUCGCGCUGGCCGUGUACACAGGGGAGUUCGCUGGGGCCGUGAACGUCCCGUCAGACCAAGUCACCUUCGGCUGGUCCUUCGGCCUCGGCUGGGCCUCCUUCCCCGUCUUCCUCCUCACUGGUGUGGUGACGCUUCGCACCCUGAGAGCCUCCUAGAGCCGAGUGUGGGGCCUGCGCUGCCCCCAUAGGGGCCGGACGGAGCCUGCGGUAUCCUGGGACUGAUUCCCCCAACAGCCCGGAGCAGAGAGCAGUGUGUGUGUGUGUGUGUGUGUGUGUCACCCUGGGAUCCCACAGACCCGUGAUCCCCCCACCCCAAGCCCCCCUUUCUGUUCCCUUCCUUUCCCCACAGCUGCUGCCAGACCCACAUGGAGAUUAAAGGGCCUGUUCUCAGA
Messenger RNA from Mauremys reevesii (Reeves's turtle), 767 nucleotides. RefSeq names its product protein NKG7-like. Lineage: Eukaryota; Metazoa; Chordata; Testudines; Geoemydidae. The transcript is spliced from 4 exons. Bases 40 to 531 code for a protein of 163 amino acids. The record is from RefSeq and is a predicted model, not a curated record. Gene Ontology annotation, cellular component: plasma membrane.